Molecule: messenger RNA, 3747 nt
Organism: Trypanosoma theileri
Lineage: Eukaryota; Euglenozoa; Kinetoplastea; Trypanosomatida; Trypanosomatidae
Exons: 1
Coding region: 1-3747 (1248 amino acids)
Biological process (GO): microtubule-based movement
Cellular component (GO): microtubule; kinesin complex
Molecular function (GO): ATP hydrolysis activity; microtubule binding; ATP binding
Source: RefSeq, a predicted model, not a curated record
AUGACUCAUAAACACGAUUAUUUUAAAGAUUUUAACUACAAUGAUAGUAGUGGCAGCAGGAACAUAAUAAAUGAUGGUAGUGAUCAUACACGAGCCUUCCAUGGGGAAUAUGAUGGAUACAAACAUACACCACUUUCCCAAUUAUCCCCUAUGUCUCCCAAGAAUAACAACAACACACAAGAAGAGGAGAGUAGAAAUACAGAUGAUAAAGUGUUUUUUGCUGUACUGGAUAUCACAGAUGGACGACGGUAUAAAGUUUUUCUCCGAGAAAGUGAUAUCCCACGGUUAAAAGUAGGGAAGAUACGCAAGACACUUAGUGCGGUUGCUGGAAAACCGCCUUUUUCAUUUGAUCUCUGGCAUGGUGAUAUGUUGUUAAUGAAUAUGGAAAGUGCUAAUUGUGCUGAUCUCGGUAUUACACCGCAAACAAUGCUUGUUAUGCGACCACGAGUGGAAGAGAGAUCUGAAAACGUAGAGAAAAUAAAAGAACAACAAGAAGAGAAACAAGAAGAAGAAGAACAGCGAGAGUUUAUGGGAAAUGCUGCAAGUAGUAGUGAAGAGGUAAUAAAUGAUAUGUUUACCAUGGGAUCUUCAGAAAAGUAUACAUAUGAUGUGAUGAAAGAGUCUAAUUCCAUAAGGAAUGACUCAGCGUAUGUGGUAGAAUUGAAUGAACGACAACGGGCAUUGCAGGCACAGUUGUUUGAAGAGGCAAGACGCGCUAAUCUCUUUUCAACAACUAGUAGUGGAAGUCAUAAGAAGAAGAACAAUAGCCCUAAUAAUAAUAAUAAUAAUAAUAAUAAUAAUAAUAAUAAUAAUAAUAAUAAUGGUGAUGGUUUUAUAUUAGGUGAUGCUGUAAGAGAUAACGUAUUACAGUCUGGGGAAACAUUAUCGGAUGAAAUAGAGCCUGAAGAGAACAAUAAUGAUGAUAACAGUUUUACAGACUUUAUUCAAGAGAUUGUAAACAAUAAAAUCACUCAGCAUGUCUCGGAUAUAGUAACACCAAGAAUACCCUCACAAGAUGUUGGUUACACUACAGCAACCACCCAUUCACCACCAGAUAAUAUCAAAAACAAGACAUCAUCGUUAGAUGUACUCUUGCAGGGUGAACGUUAUUACGAUAUGUACUGUGAAAAGGGAAGCGAUAAUAAUAAUAAUAAUAAUAAUAAUAAUAAAGGAGUGUUCUCUUCACCUACUACACCUAAUGAAGUAUAUGCUGAAAAGAAUAUCCAUAACGAAUGUAGAGAGAAAAAACAAAAUGAGUAUGAGGAGCACAUACUUCAUAAAUCCGAAAGAGGAUUACCAUCAUCUCAUCUCACUAUGACGAACACUAGUGAUAAUAAUAAAUCCACCGUAUCUCAUCGAGAGAAACAACUCACGCAGCUUGUACAACAACUGCAGGAUGACGUGAGUGAACUUCUCGCCCUUCACGUACGUGGAGAAACCACAAAGCAAGCCCUGCAGCAUGCCCUCGCCGAGUCCCAACAACACGUGCGGCGGCUGCAGCGACGGGAAGAUCAACUGCAACUGCAGGUGGACGCUCUGUUGAACGUCCUCGGCUCUGGGCCCGACGGCACCCCGCAGCCGCUCACAGACGCGGAGCUCCGCACAGCCGCGCAGCACUUCACCGCAGCCCACAAAAGUGAAGUCCUGCAGCGCGAGAACUCCGCACUGGAGCGCAGACUCGCCCAAGAGGUGCGCCGCCGCCGGGAGAUGGCACUCACGCUGGAGGACAUGAAGGGACACAUCCGCGUGUUGGUGCGGGUGCGGCCGCCCAUGCGUGAAUUACAAGAGGGUUCACAAAAUAUCUCGGGUGAAAUAGAAAGAGAAACAACAAUAACAACAACAACAGGUUCUUCUUCACAGCCGGUUGUGGGUGUAGUGGUGCCUGAUGGGCAACGGAAUACGGUUACGAUUACAGACCCGUAUGCAGGUCCACGGCAGUUUAAUUUUUAUCGUGUUUUCACUUCUAGUUCCACACAGGCGGAGGUGUUCAGUGAAGUUGCGCCACUUGUUCAACUCGCCUGUGAUGGUGUAAAUGUCUCUGUUCUGGCGUAUGGACAGACUGGUAGUGGUAAGACGUACACCAUCUUUGGUCCGGAAGAGCAACAAAGCCAUACAACCGAUACAGAAAGGAAUGCAAAGAAUAAUAAUAAUAAUAAUAAUAAUAAUAAUAACAGUGAUAACAGUUAUGAAGAAGAAGAAGAGGAUGAAGAUGUAGAGGAAAUAGAUGCGGAAGAGGAUGGUAUUGUACCCCGAACGAUACGUGUAUUGUUUCAGCAUUUACGCGCAGAGGCCGCUGCAGAGAUGGCUCUCAUGACACAAUAUUGUAAGAAUAACAAGAAUAGUAAUAAGAACAGUGAUGUUGCGGAUGAUGAUGAUGAUGAUGAUAAUGAUGAUGAUAAAGAAGUGGAUCUCUCACGUUCUUCUAUGUUUGAAGUAUCCUGCAGUCUUGUAGAGAUGUACAAUGAUAAAGUGCGGGAUCUUCUGGCGCCCCUUCAGCUAGUUGUACCCACAUUUCACGUGGGUGGAAAUAAAAACAACAAUACUAUUAUUAAUAAUAAUAAUAAUACUAAUAGUAAUAGUAAUACUAGUAAUAAUACUAAUAACGAAAGUGCAGAGCAUCGUGGACCAUUUUCUGUAGCGCCGCAGCGUACAGUACGUGUGGGUCCUGAUGGUCAUAUGUAUGUUGUUGGACUCACACAGCAUGUUGUGCGUAAUGCACGAGAGGCUCUGCGGGUUCUCCGCGAUGGGGCGACGCGGCGUCAAGUGCAGGCAACACAACAGAACUCCUCAUCUAGUCGUUCACAUAUGAUCUUCACGGUUCAUCUCUCCCAGCGACGACGUGUUCCAUCUCAACGUAGUAGUAGUAGUGGUAGUACUAAUAGUAGUAAGAAUAGGGGCCAUCACAUACCAGCGUUGUCUGUUGCGUAUAAGCGUCUAGAGAGUAAAUUAGUCUUUGUAGAUUUAGCAGGAUCGGAACGAAUUGCAAAGUCACAGAGUACUGGAGAUCGUCUAAAAGAAGCACGUUAUAUUAACAAGAGUCUCGCAGCAUUAGGUGAUGUUGUGGCAACACUUUCAAAUAAUACAACAACAAAUACUAAUAAUACUAAUUCUUCUGCUUCUGGAUCUGCUGGGGUGACACACGUUCCUUAUCGAAACAGUAUGUUAACAGCACUUUUGCAAGAUGUUAUUGGCAGUCGAAGUAAGACUGUACUGCUCGCUUGUGUGGCUCCCAGUGAUCCACCGUAUGAGAAUCACACAGCAGAGACAGCAACAACACUGCAAUUCGCCAGUCGAGUGCGGUGUGUGCGUAAUUUUGCCCCGCCCUUUCCUACCAAUAAUUCCUCCUCUAUCUCGUUACGAUCAAACUCACAUUCACUACCACCACCAACAACAACAACAACAACUAAUACUAAUACUACUACUACUACAGCAGUUAGUGGGGGCGGUGGUUCUAUAAAAAGCCAAAAUGCAAAUACUACUGAGAUGGAUAUGGAUUCAUCGCACAAAAUGUCUGCUGUUGGUCGUGGUUUAACUAAAUUGUGGAUGCGGCCAACGGCGUCGUCUCAACUUCGCGUUAACGCCUUAGGGCGCCAUGGUUCUGCAACAACAACAACAACAACAACAACGGCAAAACCAUCGAAUGAGUCUGAUCGAACAGAAGAGGUUGGACGGACGCAAUCACCAACACCGCAGCCUCGGAGAGGAAGCGAUUCGAACUUUGAGACAAGGCCACGGAUGCGAUUCUAA